This is a messenger RNA of Quercus lobata, 2627 nucleotides long. RefSeq names its product F-box/kelch-repeat protein At3g06240-like. The coding region runs from base 97 to 1260 and encodes 387 amino acids. NCBI's taxonomy places the organism in Eukaryota, Viridiplantae, Streptophyta, Magnoliopsida, Fagales, Fagaceae. Gene Ontology annotation, molecular function: protein binding. The transcript has 2 exons. The record is from RefSeq and is a predicted model, not a curated record.
AGUAGGGUCUCAACCUCACUUCACUUUACUUUUUACCCAGUAAAUAAAUCACAAAGAGAGAAUCCCAAACAACGCACAUUAUCGAAUGAAUUAGCAAUGUCUGAGCCGAGAACAAAGCCUAAAUUAUCGUCUGUGUUUCUCCCAGACCACAUCAUUGACGAGAUCCUCAGUUGGGUACCAGCGAAAUCCUUAAUCCGAUUCAGGUGCGUUUCCAAAUCUGGGUACUCAAUCAUCACAAACCCCAUUUUCAUUUCCACACACUUCAACCGAGCCAAAUCACUAUUUUCCAAUGAAGAAAACAACAACAAUCAUAAUGGUUAUUUGCUAUAUACACCACUACAUGUGGAUCCUCUUCUUAAUAGCAGAAAUUUGUGUACUGUUGUUUGCAAUAGCGAUGGCGCAUUGAGCAACAACAUUUCUAGGAUCGAAAUACCCUUUAGUCAUUCUCGGAUAAUGGGCUUUUCUAAUGGCAUGUUCUGUUUUGCUAGUUAUGUGGAAAACUGUAGACAUAUAAUGUAUUUGUGGAACCCAAGCAUUAGGAAGUUUAAGAUGCUCGCUGCUACUGUGAACAUCGCCAACUUUUCUACUCAGGUUGCUGUUGGUUUUGCGUAUCAUUCUCAAAGCAAUGACUUCAAGGUUUUGAGAAUUGUGUGUAAUAAGCCUGCUGAGGCUGAGGUUUAUACACUGAGUACGGAUUCGUGGAGAAGGUUUGUCAUAUCAGUUGAAUCAUCAACUGGGUCUGGACUCAAUGGAUCUAUUAGUGGUAUUGAUGUUUCACCCUGUGUAUUUUUAAAUGGAGCUCUGCACUCUAUAGCAUGUACUACUGUGGGACACCAUUUCAUCUUGUCCUUUGAUCUCAAUGAUGAGAAAUUCCGAGAGAUAAUGCUGCCGUGGAAUUACUUUCAUGGACUUUUUCGACAUUUACUUGGAUUUUCUCGAUAUCUUGCAGUAUCCAAGGGAUUGUUGACUUUCAUUGUUUUUGGUAAGAGUCCAGCUGUUGCAAGUAGUUUUAAGUGCCUCAUAUGGGUGAUGAGGGAGUAUGGGGUGUCCAUGUCUUGGACUUCAAAGAUUGUAAAUCUAGGUUGGGUUGACAGCUUCUAUGGCUGCACCGACAAUGGUGAAUUUCUCAUUGAGAUGUCCAAUGGGCACCUUUUCUCAUUUGAUCAUGAGAGUCUAGAAGAGAAUAGUCUUGGAAUUCAAUUUCCUUUAUGGGUAGGUUUCACAAGUAAUUUAAUGGAGAGUUUGGUUUUACUCGAAUAGAAAGAUUAGUAGGUUGGAGUUUCUAAUCAAGUGCCUAUCCUUAUGAAAUCGAAGUUGUCGUUUCACAGUUGUUGCAUCAUAUGAAGCUGUUAGGAGGUUAUAGGGCUUAAUGGUGGUUUGGCCACUGAAUUGGUCACAGAAGUGGAAUGCCUGCACAGCCCCUUUGCAUCACCAAGGAUAUGGAUACUGAUGAGCAUUUGUGAUUUAAUUCACAGACACAAGCGGAAGUUUCGAUAUAAGGUAAAAGGGAAAAGUUAACGGAUGCCCUAAAUGCAUUGGUUUAGAAAAUAUUUUUAGAAACUUUUUAUCGGGAACAAAAAGCAAUUAAUUUUUUUUAUGGGUUUUCAUAUUUCCUAUAAAAGCUGUGUCAAAACUUUCUUAUAGUUUAUUAACAAUUAUGUUAAGGACACCUGUUAACCGGACCCAAGGUAAAAUACUAAUUUAAUCACAAACACAUUAUUUACAGUCUUCCUUAUGAGGUUGCAAAAGUUACAUAAGAAAAAAACAUAUUUAGGUUUAGGGAAAAAGUUGAAGGUGGAACCCUAUCUGCACUGCAAUUUCAAUUAAUAGGCUUUGUUUUAAAAUGAAAUUGCAUUGCCGAAAUGUUCACAAUUUUUUCUAUUCAAAUGGAAUUCUAGAAUGUUUAUGUAUGCCUGAUCAGUCCCCUCGAACUUCAAAUAAUUUUAUGUAGAGAGCUUGACAGUGCUACUGAUUUGAUGGCCAUGCUAGGCCAUCAACUGUUGUUGGCAUGGCAAGCAAGGAGAGAAAAAGAUAAAUUGCUUUGUUCUAGAAAAAUGUCUUGGAAUAGGGGCUGCACCAAUAGGAUCAGAAGAAAUGUUAUUGAAUGAUUUAUUUAAGGAUUUAGCUAGUUCUGGAAAUUUUAAGAGACACGUUGUGCCAGACUUGAAGUUGGAACCCAAUGGGAAGCAAUUUUGAAAUGGAUUCAAUGUUGGAACCAUUUUUGUUGUAAAUUGUUUUCACCAAAUUAUAGUUUCUUUCAUUUUAGUUAACUUAAUUAGUAUAAUAAUUUAUUUAUCAAAAAAAAAUUAGUUUAAUGAAUAAAACAUGCACUUUAUAGCAUAUAUUCGAGUCCACCAAUUCAUUUUUCCUUUGAUGUCACUGGUGAGAGAUUUCAAGAGAUAAUGCUGCUAAAGAAUUGAUAAAUGGAUUCCUUCUGAUCUUUGAAAGACUUGUAGUGUUCAAGGGAUCAAUAGCUUUGAUUGUUUUUGGUGAAACUCUAGCUGAAGAUAGUGAUGUAUGCUAAAAAUGGGUGAUGGAGUAUGAUGUUGUUGAGUCUUGUAUUGAAACGGGUGUGCUAGUGGAUUUUUGAGAGAUUCUGGGUAUUAUAUGUCACUUGAUUUUUGUUU